Molecule: messenger RNA, 399 nt
Organism: Pieris brassicae (large cabbage white)
Lineage: Eukaryota; Metazoa; Arthropoda; Insecta; Lepidoptera; Pieridae
Gene: CPR129
Product: cuticle protein 8-like
Exons: 5
Coding region: 1-399 (132 amino acids)
Cellular component (GO): extracellular matrix
Source: RefSeq, a predicted model, not a curated record
AUGUUGCUUUGGGCUGGUCUUCUGGCCUGUUUGAGUACAGUACUAGCAGUUCCUAUCUUUGCCCCUCUCUACCAGGCAGCUUUUCACGCACCGGUUGCUGUUCAACCUAUUACUUAUCCCAGAUACGUAUUCAACUAUGGAGUAAAAGACCCACAUACAGGAGAUAUUAAGUCACAACAAGAAGAGAGAAAUGGCGAUGUAGUAAGAGGAAGCUAUUCACUAGUGGAACCUGACGGAUCUACGCGCACGGUGACAUACACUGCCGAUGACCAUAAUGGUUUCAAUGCUGUUGUACACAAGACUGGACAUUACACGCACCCUGUUCGGGUCCACACACCUGCACUUCCGCCUGCUGUUCCCUUAGUACCUUCUCUUCCUGUUCCAGCGUUCUUUGGUUAA